Lactuca virosa is the source of this 441-nucleotide messenger RNA. The record is from the annotation of a GenBank genome assembly. Lineage: Eukaryota; Viridiplantae; Streptophyta; Magnoliopsida; Asterales; Asteraceae.
AUGUUUGUCAUAAAUGGAGGUGUUAGGAAAGCCAUCGUUUGUUAUCUCACCAUUUGGUUUAGCGGCGGUGUUUGGAAAGCCAUCGUUUGUUCUAUCACCAUUUGGUUUAGUGGUGAUGUUUGUGAGAUAACCGACAUGCCACUGACGUUGUCCACCGUUGUUGAUAUUGUGAUGCUUGAGAUCACCAUCAGUUGUGGUGUUUGCAUGGAGGCGCUUUGUGUCAUUAUGGUGGCGGCGCAUGUUGGUCCUUCGGCGGUCGGCCCCUAUAAUUCGUUUGUUGGAGUAGUGGUCAUCGUUAAGCUGCCUUGUUGUGAUGUUUCACCGGUAACUGGUGUGAGAAUUGAGGCGAUAACUGGUUCCAACAACAUCAUAGGCCUGAUGGGGCUUGUCGGUGUCCCACGAGUCCCGUCGGUGUUGUCAGAUGCCAUCUUCGAGUGUUGA